Scylla paramamosain (green mud crab) is the source of this 810-nucleotide messenger RNA. RefSeq names its product shematrin-like protein 1. The record is from RefSeq and is a predicted model, not a curated record. The coding region runs from base 1 to 810 and encodes 269 amino acids. Lineage: Eukaryota; Metazoa; Arthropoda; Malacostraca; Decapoda; Portunidae. The transcript has 2 exons.
AUGGUGGUGGGUGGGUGGGGCACCCCCGUCCAUGGGACGUCGGUGGGUGGGGCACCCCUGUCCAGUGGCACGGUGGUGGGUGGGGCACCCCCCGUCCAGUGGCACGGUGGUGGUGGGUGGGGCAGCCCCUUCCAGUGGCACGGUGGUGGGUGGGGCACCCCCGUCCAGUGGCACAGGGUUGGGUGGGGAACCCCUAUCCAGUGGUACGGGGAUGGAUGGGGCACCCCUGUCCAGUGGUAUGGGGAUGGGUGGGGCACCCCCGUCCAGUGGUACGGUGAUGGGUGGGGCAUCCCCGUCCAGUGGUACGGGGAUGGGUGGGGCACCCACGUCCAGUGGUACGGGGAUGGAUGGGGCUACCCGGUCCAGUGGUACGGGGAUGGGUGGGGCACCCCCGUCCAGUGGUACGGGGAUGGAUGGGGCUACCCGGUCCAGUGGUACGGGGAUGGGUGGGGCACCCCCGUCCAGUGGUACGGGGAUGGAUGGGGCUACCCGGUCCAGUGGUACGGGGAUGGGUGGGGCACCCCCGUCCAGUGGUACGGGGAUGGAUGGGGCUACCCGGUCCAGUGGUACGGGGAUGGGUGGGGCACCCCCGUCCAGUGGUACGGGGAUGGAUGGGGCUACCCGGUCCAGUGGUACGGGGAUGGGUGGGGCACCCCCGUCCAGUGGUACGGGGAUGGAUGGGGCUACCCGGUCCAGUGGUACGGGGAUGGGUGGGGCACCCCCGUCCAGUGGUACGGGGAUGGAUGGGGCUACCCGGUCCAGUGGUACGGGGAUGGGUGGGGCACCCCCGUCCAGUGGUACGGGGAUUGA